Messenger RNA from Botrytis deweyae, 1611 nucleotides. RefSeq lists its product as uncharacterized. Lineage: Eukaryota; Fungi; Ascomycota; Leotiomycetes; Helotiales; Sclerotiniaceae. Bases 1 to 1611 code for a protein of 536 amino acids. Gene Ontology annotation, molecular function: DNA replication origin binding; single-stranded DNA binding. The transcript has 2 exons. Gene Ontology annotation, cellular component: DNA replication preinitiation complex. Gene Ontology annotation, biological process: mitotic DNA replication preinitiation complex assembly; double-strand break repair via break-induced replication; DNA replication. The record is from RefSeq and is a predicted model, not a curated record.
AUGGACGAGGGGGAGAGAAUUUCUUUCGAGGAGCGCUCAAAGGCUCUGCGAGUCGAAUUGAAAGUAUGGGAAAAGGAUUUUCAGAACAAUAAUGAAGGCCGCAAAGCCUCAAGAGAGGAUAUCAAAGCGAACCCGGAUAUCGCCUCGAAAUAUAAAGAAUUCAAUAGAGUACGCGACAUACUCUCUGGAAAGAUUUCGCACAUACCUCCACCGGCUCCUAAACCAACACCCCGAAAGAGAAGACAUGGAGAGGAUCAAGAUGAAACACCCCAAAAGCGUGCACAUAUCGAUAGAACACCCUCGAAGAAUACAAUAUUACCAUGGGAUGUUGACCCUUAUCAUUCGCCUUCCGUUAUGAGAAACCUAUUUGCUACACCUUCGAAGAAAACCGCAAUUGGACCAACACCACAGAAGGAUGGGCAGGUUCUAGGGUUGUUUGACUUGGAUCCAGACAGUGCCGCAGAUUCUCCUUCCACUGCUCCUGGGGUAUUUGGGAAAACAGCCGGCAUAGACGCAACUCCUCGAAAGCAUGGACAUGGAAUAACUCCAGUAAGCUCAAGAGCAAUCAUGCACAGCAAUACGCCCUCAUCGAGAAGGACCUUGUUGUUCAGUACGCCUUUGAAGAAUAAGAUUGCCAAUGCUCAAGGAUCAACAACACCUUCAUCAGUAUCAAAGCUACAUUUUAGUACACCAUCAUUUUUGAGAAGAGAUAGCCAACGAAUUAGAAUGCCGGCUCUCGAUGAAAAUGAAGAAGGCCCACCUGAUUCUCCAGAAAUUAUUCGAGGUCCUCGAAAACCAAUGAUCAAAAGUCUAAGCAGUAUGCUUGCUGGUCUCCGGAAGAUGGAAGAAGAUGCUGCAGAGGAUGAUUUAGAGGCUCUUCGUGAAAUGGAAGCCGAGACAUCCAACCCGUCCAAGCCCACAUCAAAACCAAAAUCAAACCCACAAUUGACUGCUCUACCAAUUAGCUCGACAAGCGCCUCGUCAUCAAAACCGCCGACCGAAGAGCCCCUUCCAGAAGACACAAUUCUGGUUAAAGAUAGUCAGCCACAAGAAUUACUGGGUGGUUUCGACGAUGAAGCUAUGUACGAUUCUGAGCCCGAAGAGGCGACAGAGGCACCCAAAAGAACAUACAAAAAGAGAGGUCAAAAGCGUACCACCCGUCGUGUAAAUCUCAAGCCAAAUCGUACCAAGCCCUCUGAGCCCAUGCCAUCUACAAAUUACCACAAUGUGUCAGAAAGCGAAGACGAACUCGCGCUUCCUCAUACUCGCCUCGAAACUAUACCCGAAACUCAACUCGAUGAUGAGUUCCCUCCACCUGACGAUGACGAAUUCCCACAUCCUGAUGAAUUUCCACUCGACGGUCGCAACUUCGAUUCUGAUUCCGCUUCCGAAUAUACGGCUUCAGAAGGAGGAACGCGGUACAGGAGACCCGAUCAAGAUAAGACGAAAAAGAAAAAUCUGGAGGCUAACAGGGAAGGGAAAGUCAAGAAGGCUGCCAGGAAGAUCAAAGCUACUGCAGGCAGUCUACAGAAUUACAAGAGGUUGAAGUUGAGGAAUAGUGGAGCGAAGGGGGGACCAGGGGUUGGUAGCAGAUUCAGGAGGAGAAAGUAA